CAGGUUUCCUCCCAUUGCGCCUAGGCCGCAGCUGAACUGGCGGCCAUUUGCCCAGGACCCGCGGUGGUGGAGGAAGCCGAUGGAAUGAAUAGAAGCCUCAAAAGCCUGUUGGCGAUGGUUUCCUGUCCUGUUACCAACUUUUGGUCUCUAGUGUCAUAUAGUCUCAAGUGUAUGCUUUUUUUUUUUCCAUCCACAAUUAACCUAGGCAGCUGCAAAUGACUUUUGCUUGGUGAAACAAGGAACCGCACGCCAUUUCUCCUUUCUUUGUGGCCCAGUUUGGAGGACUCUGGCCCUCUGCCCAGCCUAGACAAGGCAGCAACACUUCCGGUGUACGGGCAGGCCCCUGGGAAGAGGCCCAGCAGGCCGACACCUUCCCCAAGGCUCAGCUGAGGUCUCCUAGGUGCUGAUGACACCUAUGCUAGCCAUCUGGACCCUGCACCACCACUGCAAAACAGCACUGCCGCCCGGGCCCAAUGCCGGUCAUGCCCAUCCCGCGGCGGGUGCGCUCCUUUCAUGGCCCGCACACCACCUGCCUGCACGCGGCCUGUGGGCCAGUGAGAACCUCUCACCUGGCCCGCACCAAGUACAACAACUUCGAUGUGUACAUCAAGACUCGCUGGCUCUACGGCUUCAUCCGUUUCCUGCUCUAUUUCAGCUGCAGCCUCUUCACGGCGGCCCUGUGGGGCGCGCUGGCCGCGCUCUUCUGCCUGCAGUACGUGGGUGUGCGCGUGCUGCUGCGCUUCCAGCUCAAGCUGUCCGUGCUGCUGCUGCUGCUGGGGCGGAGGCGUGUGGACUUCCGCCUCAUGAACGAGCUGCUCAUCUAUGGAAUCCAUGUGACCAUGCUGCUGGUUGGGGGUCUGGGCUGGUGCUUCAUGGUCUUUGUGGACAUGUAAAGGCCUGGCCUCCAGGGGGCACCUGAUCGUGCCAUAGGAAGUUUCUUUUCCUUGAAGGGUGGGGCUGGUAGGGGCCUUUUGUGCUCCAUCCCGAAGGUAAGGCCUGAAGCACACACUCCCACUAAGGCGAGAAAAGGGCUGAACCUACUCUGCUGGGGACACCACACAGUGUCCCUGCUGGCUUCUGCGCUGCCCUUCCUGUGCACUUCCCCUCCUAGCCUCUUGCCUCGGGUUGCCUGUAAGCUUUCAGGUUGUCCAGUGGGUGGCCCAUCUGUCUUUUUCUGCACCUUGAGACCUUCUGUGUGACAUUCUCACCAACAUCAGGCCCAACCAGUGGGCCAUGGAGGGGUGCCUCUGGGCUGCACAGCCCCUUGAUGUGCCCUGUUCCUGGCUCUAGCCUCAGGGACCCAUCUGGCUAUAUAAGCAGACACACUACUGCCACUAAUUGUGCCCCUUCUGAGCUGCUUGAAUCCUAACCCCAUGGAUCACUCUCUGCUGUCACCAAGUGGCAGUGGCAGGCUUGAACCCCAAGUCAGGCCUCAGAGUCACCUUGUCUUGCAUAGGUGUGGUCUAGCAGGACACGGUACAUGGCACUGGCGGGUCCCUGGUGCAAGGGAGCACAGGCACCCAGGCUUGGGCUCCGUGGCAGGUCUGCAAACUUACAGAGCCUCAGAAGCCACUUCCACUUAGCCCUGGGAGUUUUUACUGUCUCUGAGGGAUGGAGGCCCCCAGCAGCCUCCCAAAGCCUUGGAAA
This is a messenger RNA of Acomys russatus (golden spiny mouse), 1647 nucleotides long. It is a transcript of the gene Tmem250, whose product is annotated as transmembrane protein 250. NCBI's taxonomy places the organism in Eukaryota, Metazoa, Chordata, Mammalia, Rodentia, Muridae. The record is from RefSeq and is a predicted model, not a curated record. Bases 474 to 893 code for a protein of 139 amino acids. The transcript is spliced from 2 exons.